Molecule: messenger RNA, 729 nt
Organism: Spirometra erinaceieuropaei
Lineage: Eukaryota; Metazoa; Platyhelminthes; Cestoda; Diphyllobothriidea; Diphyllobothriidae
Source: the annotation of a GenBank genome assembly
AUGGAACAGGCCUCGAACGUUGGUAACACUCGAAAGCUCUACCGUCUGAUCCGCCAAGCUAGCGGUAAGCCCUCUACACCGAGUGACUCUGUUCGCGAUGUGAACGGCGGCUUUAUUGCUGACAACUCGGCCAAAGUCGAGCGCUGUCGUGAGCACUUUGAGCACCAUCUCAACUUCGAUACCCAACUUACCUCGCCCUUACUCUCCUCCUCAGCGGAGUUUCUUCCCUCUCCUACCUAUGCAGUGCCAUGCGAUCCCCCCUCCGAGGAAGAAGUCGCCGAUGCCAUACGAAAGUUGCACAACAAUAAGGCACCCGGAGAGGACGGUAUACCCGCCGAAAUCUUCAAGUCUUCUGUCCACACUCUGGCGCCCUGGCUCCAUGAGGUGAUUGAACAGGCAUGGAGAGACGAGGUUUUUCCUGAUGACUGGGGCUAAGGCAUCCUUGUACCUAUUCUCAAGAAGGUAGAUAAGACGAGAUGCGAGAACUACCGCGGCAUAAGUCUCAUCGACGUUGCUGCGAAGGUCUUCGCUAUUGUCCUACUCUGGCGAUUCCUGGCUGUGCCUGACUCAAGGACGAGGCCCAACCAAGCCGGAUUUCGUGCUGGACGUGGAUGCGCAGACCAGAUAUUCACACUGAGGCGCAUUCUCAAAUUUCGCCAUGGCUACCAACAACCGACGGCCGUCUGCUUCGUUGACUUUGCCGCCGCGUUCGAUUCCGUUCACCGUUAG